Stegodyphus dumicola is the source of this 12419-nucleotide messenger RNA. Its product is annotated as ral GTPase-activating protein subunit alpha-1. Gene Ontology annotation, biological process: positive regulation of GTPase activity; regulation of small GTPase mediated signal transduction. The record is from RefSeq and is a predicted model, not a curated record. Gene Ontology annotation, molecular function: GTPase activator activity. Gene Ontology annotation, cellular component: cytoplasm; nucleus. Lineage: Eukaryota; Metazoa; Arthropoda; Arachnida; Araneae; Eresidae.
CAAUCUGCUUGCAGCAGCUACUGUUUUAAUAAGUAUGAAAUAAACAUAACAAAACUAAAAUAUUACCUAAAGUUAACUGCUGACCUUGAGUUCCUGCGAAUAAAUGUACACAACACCAUGAGAAGUGGGAAUACAAUGUGAUGUUUUCGGGGGAGUGUCGAUGUUGUAAUAUUAAAAUUUUGCAUGACGUUUGAACGAUGUUUAGUAAGAAACCUCAUUCAGAUGUCAAAAAAUCGUCUCAAAAAGUUUUAGAUGCUAAAAAGGAUUGUCUGAGCCGCUUGAAACAUUUACGGAUUGUACUCGAAAAUUCGGAUACAAGUGAAGCUAAAUCGUUCUUUGAAAGUAAUUACAGUCAUAUUUAUUACAUUUUCUAUGAUGUCUUCAUAUGUGCUGAAAACAAUCUUAAGCAGAGAGCUCAUCAUCGAACUAAUCGAGAAGAUCUGGAGAUAGUCCGCUUUAUAUUUGAGAAACUAUUGGUUUUAUUGCCCGAGCUUGUGAAUCGAAGAUGGCAGUGUCACAGUAUACAAAGGAUUAUAAAAAAGUUUCUGCAUUAUGGAAAUUCUGUCAAAUUGCGCAGAGAAGGUGUCAGAUUAUUUAUCUUAUGGUACCAAAUAUUAGGUGAAAACGCACCUGAGGAACUAGAUGCAAUUUUUAUGUCAUUAGUUCCUGGCAUAAUACCUGGUGUUCCUAAUCCAUAUAUGAUUACACAGAGUUCAAAUCAAAAUCAUGGACUUUUCAACAGAGGUUCAACGACAGUGGAAGCCUAUCAAGAAACUUCUACAUUCUAUGCAAGCACAACAGAUGUAGCAGAAAGUGGUCCAGUGUGCCCUAUUGAAAUAACACCAAUUUUGCCUCCUCUGAGUGGAGAGCAAAUGCCUGAAGAUUCAACUCGUUUUUAUUUAGAUUGUUUAUUAGAGUUUAUGGUUUCUCAGGUUUGUAAAGUUGAGUGGAGGGAGAAAACUGAAGCUAGAUACAUGAAAUGUUUUUAUUUCAUAUUUGAGAAAUUUAAAAAGCAUUAUUUACCUCAUUUAUUCCCCAGUUAUUCUUAUACUACGAAUUUGUUUUCUCCAUUAUUAGAUUUGCCUGUGUUACGUUAUGAAAGAGAUAUUCGAAUUGAACAUGAUAAUACUAGAUUUCCCCAUAAAGACACUCUUUAUCAUUGUCAAUCAACAGUUAUACGUUGGGUGACUCAUUUCACACAGUGCAUGAAAAAGGCAAAUGUGACAUUCCAGCAACCUGUACUUCCUGAAACGCCUGAGCAAAAUGAAUCUAACCGUCCAGCUGCUCCAUCAGAUUCGGAUAACCAGUCAACAACUAACCUCUUAACUACUUCAACAUUUGGUUUGGAAAGAGAUUCAAGCAGCACAUCUUUAGGAAAUGAUGAUCUCUCUUUUCGUGAUUAUGCUGUUGUUAAAGAAACAUUAUAUUCUAGUCGUGAAAAUGUUAACAUGGUGAAUGAAAUUUUUCGACAGGCAUUCUUAAUGCAGUUCAACUAUGCAUCAACUAUGAGGAAAGUUGUUGCAGUAUAUAAAGAAUGGAUUCAUAAAAAUAGUCCAGAGAAGCCUCUGUUUUUGGAAGAGCCAUCAGCUGCAUCAGUGGAAACUAAAGAAGAAAAAAAUGAUGCAAGCAUAACUUCAAAAUUGUCUCAGGAAUCAGGUCCAGUCUGCCAAGAACAGGAAACUCAAGAACCACAGGGAAUGCGAUUGAGAAAAGAUUCUUAUCUUAAAGCAAUUCACUGUGAUAAUAAUCAUCUUAAAGCUGGAAUGCAAAAUAUGCUGACUGUGUUCUUGACUAAUGCUGCAAAUGUGUUUUUGCUUGAUCUCUCUCAGGAUAGCUCAAGCAUGCUUGAAGAACAGGUUUUUUUAAUACCUUAUCUAUUUGUUUGUUUAUUUUUUAAUAAAGAUUCCUGUUUUAUACAUUAUUAUUAUUUUUUUAUAUCUACUGAACUCUGGGAUCAAUUUCUGUCUGUCUUAUCAUCACUUACUCGGUGGGAAGAAUUAAUAAAAGAAUGGGCUAAAACAAUGGAAACAUUGACAAGAGUCUUAGCUAAACAAGUAUACUGUCUAGAUUUAAAUGACCUGCCAUUAGACAGAUUAAGUGAGCAAAAGAUGAAGAAAAACCGAGGAAUCAGGAAGACAAUUAUUGGAGCUUUAGAUGAAAAAUUUGAUAAGACCAAAUCUCAAAGUGAGCAUGUAAAUGAUAAGUCCAGUUUCCUUGCUGGAAGUGUUUAUGAAGAUAGCUCAUCACAGCUUACGGAAGGAAGGUCAGCUGGGCAUCAAGUCAUGAGGACAAGGUCUGGUAGUGGAGAUCAUUCUCAUAAGUUACAUUCUUCUGAGGGUACUGGUAUCCAUAGAAGUGUUAGUGAUAAUUGUCUUUUUAAAGGUUCUGUUCACACGAAAGGGCAAGGAACUAUUUAUAUACCUGCACAGAAACAAGUUUUUAUCACAGGUGCAUCUCCAUCAGUUGUUGAUGAAUUUUCUAAAAUUUUACCACCUUUUGAAGAAUGCAAAGAUAGAGUUAAAAAAAUGUAUUCCAGACAUAAAAGUAAAUCACUGGAUUAUUUAGCAUAUAGAGAAUACUAUGAUGUUCAGAGAAUGGAAUGUUUUGAGAUCCUGGCUUCCAGACAAGAAAUUGGAGCUUUCAAUUCAGUAGAAGCAAGAAGUGUUAUGUCAGGAGGAACCACUCGAGGUUGGUUAUCUGAUGUGGCAGUUGUCCUGUGGAAAAGGAUGUUAGGGUCUUUAGGUGAUAUUAAUAAAAUUACAGAUUCAUCGAUCCAUGCUCAAGUUAUGAAGUACCUGGUUGAUCUUUCUGAGCUUUUAAUAAAAAUUAGAGACAAUUUGGGUGUAACUGUAGAUAGCCACUCAACUCCACCACCACCAGAGUUUCUGCCUCCAUUGUUACUCAUAACACCAUGGUUAUUCCAGGCCUUAAGUUUACCUGAAAACUACAAGCAAGGAAAACUCCUUGCAUACCAGCUUCUUUGUAUGUUAAUAUUGCGGCGUCAUGACUUACCUCUUCAGAAAGAUUAUCUUGUACAGUUUUAUUAUGCUUUGCAUUAUGGCCUUAUGUCUAAUGAUCAGGAUAUCAUGAAUAUAAUUGUGAAAUCAUGUGGUCCAAAAUUUUUUUCUAUUGGCCUUCCUGGCAGCACACUGUUAAUAAUGGAUUUUAUAUAUGCUGCUGACACUGUUGUCUCAUCAAGUGAUGUUAAAGGGGUUCCUAGAACAGAAGCUAUGUCAAUACUUGGUGCACUUUUAUGCCUAACUAAUGUAUAUAAAGAAAUACAUACUUUACAACCAUCAUCUACUGAACUUUUUACCAUUGCUUGUAAAGAUGCUAAGGAUCAUAUAACUAGUAUUUUGUUCAAAGCUGGGAAACGAGAGCCAGCUGGUCUGGCUAGAUGUAUAGCUAUUAACAGUAUUGGUAUCUAUCUAUAUGAAGAAUUAAUGAAUAAAACAAAUCACUACCGCAUAAAGGAAGCAGUUACAGUCUUACUUAUUGCUGUUAGGUCUUCUGUAUCACGCUCAUCAAAAAAAGCUAGGAGCAAAGAGUUUAACUGUAAAGCUGUUGCUCGUGUCGCUUCAGAUAUGCUGCUUUUGUUAUGUGACCAUGCUGAAGAGUUGCAGAAAAAUUAUGCAGAUCUCAUAAGAAAUGUUAUUGAGGUACUAGCUUCAACAUUAGAAAACUUAUUGCCAAAUACAGAUGUCAUUCUGACUGAAAGUGAUAAAAAGUUGAUUUUGUCUUUAAUACACUGCAUUGGUGAAUGGUGUUUCAUCACUAAAAUUGGUUCUCCUAUGUCAUCAGACCAAGACUGGUUACCACUAUUUUCUGUGUUUAAGGUUUUAAAUACAGCUGUAAGUGGUAAAAAGACAGAUGCUCCUCAAAGUACGCAGUCUUUAACUGAAUUGUCAACUCCAGAUGUUGAUCCUAAUGUUCAAAUUGAAAAUUUUGAAGAAGGCACCACACCUACACCUUCUGUACCACCAAGAACGCUGCAGAGUCCAGAAAAAGCACGAUCAGCUGAUAGUUCAUUUUUUAGAACUCUACAGCAGCAUGAUAAUAAUGCUGUUAUUCGAUUAGCUGCCAAAAGUCUUAUGCAUCAUCUGAUAAAUCAUUUGGGACACUUUCCUAUGGGAAUAGGUGCUUCUCGUUUGACAAGUCUCGUUAAUGAACAUGAUGAUGUUCCAACAUUGACCGGAGAUGAACUAUCUGUGGAAGUCUUCCAUGCUCCAAAUAUCCAGUUCUUUGUUUUGAACAAUAGCUCUAUAAUUUCAUUUGUUGAGAUUCCUGCUUUGGAUAUGCCUGGUGGUGGAGCAACCGCAGGACUCACAACAUCAAAAUCUCAAGUUCGUAUUAUAAUUAGAGAUUUAGGAGGAAAAUUUUCCUGGGAUGGAACAAUUUUGUAUGGUCCACCAGAUUUUUAUUUAAGCUCAUCUGAUAUUGAUUCUUUUAGUGUUGCUUCAAGUUUAACUAUUCCUCAGGGAUCUCUUUCAACAUCUAGCCUUAAUAUCAGUGGCCUUUCAAGUUCUUUAUCUAGUCAUGCACUUCGGCAUAGACCGAAGGAUGAACUACCGACAGCGGAAAACAGCGCUGAUGAUCUUGACAAUUUAGAUGAUUUGCUUCAAUACAUAGGGCAUACUAGCCCCGAGUGUGUUUGUGUCCCAGGGCAAGCUUUAAAUGCUGCUCCUAAACUGCCAAAUGAAGAAGGUAGAGAACGGGAAAUGGAUAUAAUGAAUUUGAUUUUAAAUCAAAGGAACCAAGAGCAGGCUCAAUUUGAAAAAUAUUCAGUUAAUAGUUGUAUGAGUGCUAAGGGUAUUCAUCCUCCUCCACCAUGUGAAGCGAUUUCAUUGUUCCAACAUUGUCGUUUGCUUUUAAAUCAGUUGGGAUUUACUUCUUGGGAAAAGCGGUCACAUUUUGACUUACUGAAGAAAAAUGAGCAGUUACUAAGAGAAUUACGUAAUUUAGAUAAGCAAGUAUGUCGUGACACACAUAAAAUUGCUGUGAUUUAUGUAGCUCCUGGACAGGAAGAUAAAAAUACAAUUUUAUCCAAUCCUGGUGGAAGUCAAGAAUUUGAAGAAUUUGUUGCAGGAUUAGGAUGGGAGGUAGAUUUAGAAAAUCAUGCAGGUUUUCUUGGAGGUUUACAAAGGAAUAAAAGCACGGGUGAAACAGCACCGUACUAUGCAACUCCUUUCACAGAAGUUAUAUUUCAUGUUUCCACUAGGAUGUCUACAAUUGAAGCAGAUGCUAUCCAUAAAAAGGUACGCCAUUUAGGAAAUGAUGAAGUGCACAUUGUUUGGUCAGAACAUACCAGAGAUUAUCGUAAAGAAAUUAUUGCUACUGAAUUUUGUGAUGUUCUCAUUGUGAUUUAUCCUGUUGGUGGAAGGUUAUACCGUAUUCACAUUUCUCGGAAAUUAGGGAUUCCAUUUUUUGGGCCUCUGUUCAAUGGUGCCAUAGUGGGGCAUAAAGUUCUUCCUGGGCUUGUAAGAGCUACAGCAAUAAAUGCCAACCGAGCCAAACGUUCCUUAAUUUCACUUUACCUGAAUUAUUAUGAAGAAAGGAAUAAAUCUUUAGAAACAAUUGUUCAGAAUCAUAAGGACAGAACCACAUUUGAACAUUUUGCCGCUAGUGUGUAUGCUCCUGCACCUUCCAAGCCAUAUGCAUCCAGUAGAUCAUCUGUGUUGUAUUCAGGACCACCCAGUCGAGCAGAUAGUGCAUGUUCAAGAGGUGUUCCCAAUUUAGCUGCUGCUUUACUGGAUGCCCAUAGCAAGGGAAGUGCAUACAGUUCCAGCAUAAGAAGUCGAACAGUAAGUCAAUCAACUGCUGAAGAUAUGUCCCCCCACAGUUCACCACAGAUCUCACUGAGAGAUCGUCCAUUAUCAGCAUCUCAGAGUCAGACAUAACAUUUUACAUAGUGGUUGAGAAAACAGAUUUAUUUUUCUGCAAUAUCUCAGCUAGUUGACUGAUACUUAAAAUACAGACAUCACAAAGGAAAUUUUUAAGUUGACUCUGGAGAAUGUUUAGAAGCACAAAAAAUGCCUUUGAUAUGAAAUACACAGUGAUCUGAAGUGCCAUUCUAUGGUAGUGAUACUGUUUGUUGAAUUUGAAAAACUUGAUCAUUGCACACAUUCCAAAGACUGCUCUUGUACUUUAGCAAUGUACAGCUCUUUUUCAUAAGCAAAAAUGUUAUGCCUGUUUGUUGUCUUGGAAAUAUGUUUUAUAAUCUCAGUUGAGAGUAAAUGGUGAAAUCGGUUGUGUAAAUAUAAGAAACCCAAUUUGAUCAUAAAGAUAUAUUGAUUAAUUUAAUUUAUAGAAUCAGUAGUCUAGGUCUUUUUAAUUGUCAAAUAAAUUAUUUAUUUUGAAAUGAACAAAAUAUUGUAUUAAUUUCUUUUCUGCUUUGCUUCUUAAAUAUGUGGAAUCUGUUUGUUUUAAAUUUUUAAGUAUUCUUUUAUUGACUCAAAAUAUUGCAGAUGUUCUAAUUGUGAUUAAAUUUUAAAUUUUUUUAUUAAAUUCUGUUGACUAAAGUCUUCUUUAUGGAAAAUUUAUCUUUUUUUAUAUAAUUGUGCAUUUUAAAUUUAAAAAAAAAAAACUAUGAAAUUUCAUAUAUGUUUAAAUUAUGGAUAUUUAGAAAGCCAUGUCUAUGUUGCCUUUUUAUGAAUAGAAGGAUUCAUUUUCUCUUGAAAAGAAUUAAAGAAAUAUUCAUAAUGAAAUUUUGUUAUGUUUAAUUUUUUUCUCAGAGUAUGAGGUUGUAUUAAUUUUACUUUGUAUGUUUAAAAAAAAGGUGUUUAUUUUCUAAAUUUGUGCAUCUUAAGAAAAGUUCUUAAUGAUUUAUAAAAUUAUGAUAUUGCUGUUGAUUUCACAUCAUUUCAUUAGUUGUGAAGAAUAAAUACAUUAAGUAUAAAAACUUUUCUCUCCUGGAAAAAUUAUUUUUAAUUUUCUAAUAACUGUAGAAUUAAUGUAGAAUUUAUCUAUUUUCUUUCUUAUUUAAUCAAACAUUCCAUCAGUUAACAUAGAUUUAUGUCUUGACUCUUCAUGAAAUGUAUUUUAAUAAAUCUAAGCCUAUGUAAUAUGUGUUUUUGCCUUAAUGAAAAUUAAAGUGCCUCAAUUUAAGUUUUAAAAAAGAAUUAAUUCUUAGUGUAAAUGUGUCACUAAUUAAAAAGAGAAGUCUUAUGUGCAUUCUCGUAUAAUGUGAGGGAUUUUUUAUUAAUGUGGUUAUAUUGGGUCAGCAGAUUUUAAGCAUUGAGCAAGGGGGCAUCAUGAGUUUUAUUAAAUGUAUGUCCUUCAUUCAACCUCCCUAAUUUAUAAGUUUUUUGUUAAUUUUUAUUAUUUUCAGACAGUACUGAUAUAAAAUUUUAAAAAUACUUAUACCUUUGAAAGCAUGAUGGUUGUUUAAGAAGUUGUAUAAAAUUAAAAAAUGUAUCAGUGAAGUCACUUCUGUUAGGUGUUGAAUUUAAUGCAUUUUUGUUUUUGAAAUUAUUUGUUAAUAAAAGUAUUCUCCAAAAAUAGCUAACUCUCCCAUUUCAGGAAACUGAACAAUACUUUUGUUUUGGUUUUAUGCUGAUGAAUGUAACUAAGUUUUGCUUUUAAAAGAUGUGAGAGAAUCAUACUUUUUAAUAGCAUAUAUUGUUGAUUUUGGCUGUUAAAUUAAGAUAAAUAUGUUUUGCUAGCUAUGUUUGUAUUGACUUUGCCUUCUAUCAAAAAUCAUAAUAAUAACCAUGACUAGCAUCUAUUUAUCACAAAAUAUCCAUGACAAUAUUUAACAGCAGCCUUUAUUGGGAAUUUUUGAAUGUUGAUAAUCAUUGUAAAUUAAGAAGUAACUUAACUGAGUUUUGAACUUUUAAAAUCAGUUGAGUGAACACUAAUUCUGAUUGAUUAUAUGUAUUUAUUUAAAUUUUUCUGGGCUAAAUGAACAAAGUUCUAUUUAAAAAUUUAAAGAUAUCUAAUGUUCUUUCAUUACUUUAAGAGUUGAUGACUGUAAAUGUGCAAAUUCAUUUUCAGAGAAUGCCUCUGAAUAAUGGUUUGAUGUACUAAUUUAAAAAUAAUUAUAUUCUAAUGUUACAUGUUUUAUUAUGUAUUAAAAAUUUUCCCUAUAAGUUUCAGUUUCUAUGAAACUAGGUAAUCUGAAAAUCAAAGAAAGCGAAGGAAGUACUUUAUUUAUUUUCUAGAGCAGUUUACUAAAUUAAAAAUGAGAAUCUAUUCUGAUUGAAAUAUACUCUAACAAGAUCCAUAAUUUACUUCAUAAUAAAAUAACUUACUAUUUCAAAAGGAAAAAUAUAAGGAAAAUAAAUCAAGUUGAAGAAAUUGAGAUAAAGUGGGGCAUAGUUUUCUUGGCUUGGAAGAGAGAGGAAAAAAUAUGCAUCGAGAAAAUUGCUUUGUAAAUGAUAUAUAUAAUUAUUAAUUUUAUGUUUAUGAUUAUCUCCUAGAAAAGGAAACUUAAAACUAUUGCAAACUGAAAUUAGGAAAUAUUAAUAUUAGGAGGACUAUACUAAAACUGCUAAAAAACUUGUAAUAAGCUUAAUUUGCAAUGAUAUGCAUUAAAAUCAUACAUUUUAAAAAAUAAAAAAGAAUAGUACGUGCAUAAAAAAAAAAAAGAAUAGUACAUACAUAAAAGUAAGGUAGAACAUAACGUACAGUAAGACCCUGCUUAAUGCAGGUAUACGUUCCAUCAAAGUAGAGUGCAAUAUGAAACAGCAUUAAACGAGGUUAUCUCAUCAUGUAAAUAAUGGGGUUAGGGGAAGAUGGGUAGUAAACUGGUCAGGUAUUUUACCAUUAAAUUUAUUAAUUAUGUUUUUAUAACAAUAAAACAAAAAUUUAUUUCUUAAAAUUAUAGAAACAUAAUAAAGGAAUAUACGUAUAAAAAUAAAUAAAAUUCUAAGUCAAUAUGUUUACAUUUCAGAUCAUUCAAUCUCUUCUGUAUUUCCAAUUUUCUGCCUUUUUAUCAAGAAGUUAUCUAAUGUAAUAUGAGUUUUCCUUUUGUACUCUGUAAGAAGUUGUUGGUAAGUGGAUAAGGCAUCCAUAACACCCUGUCUUGCUUUUGAACUCCUGUCAAAAUUUGGGUCAAUUUCAAUAAAUUGAUCCAUAAUUUCUGUUAUAGUGGUCAAACUGGUUUUUAGAAAUGCUGUUGAAAGUUCUUUUUGCUCUUCUUCUGAAUCACUACUUUCAAUAGUUUUUUGUUCUUCUUGGCCCACUAAUUUCUUGAGCUCAUCAUUAGAAAGACUUACUGCUGUUUCUUGCAUUACUUCUUCGACAUCUUCCACAUUUACCUCAUCUAAACCAGUUGUUUUGCUAAUUCCACUAUUCCAUUCACAUCGACAGAGUGUCUACUGCCCUCACUUAGAUCUGGCCAAAUGUUCUUCCACACCCCUUUCAAACAUUUUUCUGUUACCUCAUUCCAAGAAAGGUUAAUGUUUUCUACAGCGUUCAUGAUAUUGCAGUUUUUCAAAAACUCUCUUAUUGAUUGUUUCUCUUUAUUGAUAGCAAACUGGUUUACACGUCUAUAGAACAUUUUUUUCUUUACUUAGAUGUUCUUUGGCGUAAUGCUGUGUGCAAGUUCGGGGAAUCCCACAAUUCAAAUAAAAGAGCAUUAAACUGAAACGCCACUCAGCAAAACAGUUUGAAGCAAGGUCUUACUGUACAUAAAAAAAGUAAUUAAAUUUUUGCUGAUUUCUUGAAGAGGGUUGACGUAUCAAAAAAAUUUAUAUAUACAUUGUGUCUCAGUACCAUGCUUCAGAACUUCUUGCAGGAUUGGGUGCAGCGUGGUGAUAUGGAAUGAUAUAGCAGUGCAGGGUUGGAACUGCUUUCCUGACAUGCUGGUGUACACAGAAACAUCAGAAAUUAAAAGAAACUUGGUAAGUUUAUAUUCGUUUUAAUAAUAAAUUUUUAUGAACAAAAGUAACAUGAGUCAAAGAUAGUAUUAAAAGUUUUGUCCAUUGACUACAAUGCAUACAUCAUAUCUACGGCGCAUGGAAUUCUGGAAUAUUCCAGGCAUAUCUUGAAUUUUUCUGGCAGUUACUGUGAUUCGUGCAACAGCUCCUCGGCAUUGUCAAUGGGGUGUCGUAAGCCAGUGUCUUCAUAUGCCCCCAUAAAAAAAAAUUGAGUCAUGAUAGGUCCAGUGAUUGAACAGGCCAAUGCACCAAACUACCUCAUACGAUCCAUUGCUGGCCAAAUGUGAUGUCUAGGUGGGUAUGAAUGUUAUGGUUGAAAUGGGCAGGGCCCCACAUCGUGUUGGAACCACAUUAUUUGUCACAUCAAUGCAGAAAUCUGUUUGUCAUCUACAAGUUGUGGUAUGACUUGCUGCAGAAAGAUUAAGUAUUUAUAGCCAAUUAGACAACAAGGUAACGAGAUAAUCCCUUACAAUGCCAGUCCAAACAUUAACCGAAAACCGACUGUGUGCUGCACAAUGUUGAUUUGCAAGAGGAUUCUCUACCACCCAUUAGAUGGGCUUUACAUGCAGUGAAUACUCCUUUUCUUGUGAAGAAUGCUUUAUCGGUGAAGAACACAUUAACAGGGGAAUGGUGAUCUAUAGCACAGUUUUCAAGAUACCAUUGUGCAGAAGCAGUAUGAGGUGAAUAAUUGCCUGGUUAAGUGUCUGGAUAUGCUGUACGUGAUAUAGAUGCAUUUCAUUUUCUCUGAAAAUCCUCCAAACGGGAAGCCCCGUCUGCUUGCGCUAGAAUUUACGUACUCAAACUUUAAGUCCCAUGUACUAGAUGUAACACAUUCUCUUUGAUGUCCGAAGUCUGUGCUGAUUGUGCCUGAUUCAUGGUAGCUCUUUGAAAAGAGCCUGUUUCAGCUUACCUCUCGUAUAGCCUUGCAAAGAAAUUAUGGCUGGGUGUAUGCCUUACAGAAUAUCGUUCCAUGUACAAGAGCUGUGUGGCUGACCCACUACAAUCAGCAGCCCCCAUAUACUAAAUGCAUAUCGGCUAACAUACAUAUAAUUAUUCAUCCUAAUAACUCUGCAUCCUUGUAUGAAGUGAUGAUUCCCUGCAAAAAGUCUUGAAACAGUGCUAUCUACCACAUCAGAAAAGCAUUCGGGUACACCCUACACCUCCUAGAAGUUCUGGAACAUGGCACUGAGACACCUUGUACGUAUAUUUAAAUAUAUAAUUCCACUUUAAUGACAGUGAAUGUUUCUAUUAUUGACAUCCAAACAGAAAAGCAUUGUAAUACAGGGUGUAAUAGAGAAGUUAAAACUGCAAGUCCAGAAAGAUAACUAUUGUAAAAAAGCACUAAAUGAAUAAAUUCUUUUCUUUAUGCUGUUGUAUUCUGCAGAUUUUCUGAUCUUUUUGUUAACUUUUCAGGUCUCAUAUUUUGAUGUUAAUUUUAAGGUAUGAAAUUUAAGUUCAACUUUAACAUUGAAAUCAGUGUGAUAGCACAUUACGUAAUCGAGUAACAUGUCAAAUGCUGUGUCAGUCCUAGGGAUCAGCCUUAGACCAAACAAAAAAUUAAUGUGGCAUUUAAUGUGAUAAUAACUUUUAAUAAUAUAAAUUUUGUGUAGUGAAAGUAUAUGCAUAACCGAAAUAAUAGAUUUAAAUGUAAAAUUAUAUUAGUGAAGAAUUUAUGUUAAUUCUUCUUCUGUAUAUUAUAAGGUUAAAACAUUUAUAUCAGAUUGCAUAUGAAAUUCAUAAAGGUACAAAUCAGUAUCGACUUAAUAUCCUGUGAAUUCUUUUCAUAUUAGUUAUUCAUGAACUAUUCUUUUUAAAUUUUGAAUAUGUAAAAUCAUAUGUUUUGUGUUAAUGAAAAUACUUGAAAUCUGACACAGCUGAAACUUUUUUUUAAUUGACAUAUUACAUAAAGCUAUAAUUUGUACAUCUUAGUGUAAAUUAAAGUGCAGUUGUAUGCAUAAUUUAUCUGAAAUCUGUAAUGAUGGAAGGAAAUAAUAUGAGAGUGAAAAUAAAUAUGUUUUUCCAACAGUUUAAGAUAAAUUGUAUAUUUUUUAAUAUCCAAUAGGAACUUUUAAUGCAGUCUUUAUAGCAUAAUAUCUUUAUUACCUGUUUUCUUUUCAAGUAUAUUUUAUAUUUUAUAAUUUUAUGAAAACAUGAAAUAUAGCAAACAUUUUAAAUUUGCUUUACGUAUUUAUGUUAAGUUUAUAGUUUAAAAUAUUUUAUUUAUUAUUGUAACUAAUUAUUCAGUCAGGUUAAGUAAGUUUAUAAAUUUGUAUUUUAUAUACUAUUGAAUAUGUAUAAAAAUAAUCAGCUGUCUUUUUGUUACAUAAAUAUUCUGGCAGUGCUUAUUAAAGGGGAAAUAAUUGCUUGAAUUUCUAACUUCAUUCAUCACAAGUUUAAUUUCGGUUUCAUGCUUUUUGUGUGUAGUUUGUAUUUUCUAGCUUAUUUCUGUUGGUUAUGAUGCCUGUACAGUUGAGAUAAAAAUUUCCACUCUGUAAAUAAAACAUGAAAGUUAUAAAUGAUAAAGAAAUUUGAAAUCAAGUA